Phytophthora sojae is the source of this 2454-nucleotide messenger RNA. RefSeq lists its product as hypothetical. Gene Ontology annotation, molecular function: ubiquitin-protein transferase activity. Bases 1 to 2454 code for a protein of 817 amino acids. NCBI's taxonomy places the organism in Eukaryota, Oomycota, Peronosporomycetes, Peronosporales, Peronosporaceae. The record is from RefSeq and is a predicted model, not a curated record. The transcript has a single exon.
AUGACGACCAUCUUCGGGCAGGAGCUGAGCCCCGGCAUGGCGGCGCUGGUGUACGUGUUCCUGGUGCUCGCGCUGCUGGUGCUGUGCGGCUCCAUCUGGUACUACUGGAGCUACGCGCGCAAGAUCGAGCGCUUCCUGGCGCGCGACAACCAGAACAACAACAUGAUGCGGCACCACCUCGUGGACUCGUUCCUGCAGCGCGGCGAGGAGGAGUGGCCCUGCUCCAUCUGCUUCCACGAUAACCACCCGGACAAGACGAGCUGCGUCAUGUGCGGCACGCCGCGCAUCGUCACGGCCACGACGCCGUCCAACCUGGCGCGCGCCUCGGGGCUGCACAAGCGCGACUUCAGCCAGAGCUUGCUCAACCAGCAGUCCCGGGUGCGCAGCUUCCACGUGCGCAGGCUCAAGCAGAUGGACCUGACCUCGAGGCAGAAGGCGGCGGUGCGGCGCCACCUCUGGAAGCGCAAGCGCGGCAAGGACGGCGUCAUGCGCUGGGUGCGCAUCGACGCGCAGCACCGCGACGAGGACAACGCGCCGCCCCCCGUCGAGGACGCCACGCAGCUCAACAAGGAGAACAGGAGCGAGACCAUGUACAGUGGCCUCAGCACGCCGCCCAACGGCACGGCCAUCCUCGGAGGAGACGAGUUCCCGCGCACCAGCAGCCGCUCGUCGUCGUCCUCGUCGCUCAGGGAGGACAACGAGCACAUUGCACUGGCAUUGAGGGACUUUGGCGUCUCGGAGACGGAGGGGCGACACCCGGACAGCUCCUUCCUGUCCACGGAGAACGACCUGGGGCGUCCGUCCUUCCAGCCGCUGCGCGCGACGGCGCUCAAGCGGCUGGAGGAGGCGGAGGAGCGCCCCACCAUGGCAUUCUACUCGCAGCAGAACCCGUUCAACCCGGCCAACAGCGGCGCCAACCCGUUCAACGCCAGUGGGAGUAGCAGGAAUCCUUUCGCCGGUAGCACAGUGAACCCGUUCGCCAGUACGCGUGGUCUGGCGAGCUCGCGAGGCUUGAACCACAUUGACGAGGACAGGGAGGGCACUAUCGGUGAGGGACCGGUCCCGGAAAUCGGCGGCCCCGUUGGUCCAGGGGAGGACCGGCGCUUUAACGAGUUGAACGACACGGCGAUCUCCACUGUUUCUACUGGAUAUGUACGACAUGAGGACGGCGCUGGAGGAUACGAGUGGACCCCUGCAGGAACGGUGAUCGCCUACACCGACACCAGUCGCCGCAUGGACUGCGAGGACGACCUGGAGGAGAUUGCGUCGCUGACUUUCCACGACAAGAACCGCUGGUUCCUCGAGCAGGUGCAGAAGCGCUGGCGCAGCUAUGAAGAGGGCCAUAUCCAGUUCGUCGUAAGACGUGAGUUCGUGGUGAGUGACUCGCUGGAGCAGAUGCUCAAGUGUCCGCCUAGUCGUUUCUGGGAGCGGCUGCGUAUUUACUUCGAGAACGAGCCUGGACUGGACGCUGGUGGUCUGAUUCGCGAGUGGUACGAGAUUUUGAGUGACUCGCUGUUCAACGACGAUUUUGGUCUGUUUAUCUCGACGAAGGGUGAAAACAUGGGCUACUGGAUCAACCCCACAUCCGCCUCCAAGGUGCCGAACCACCUGGAGUACUACGAGUUUGUUGGCCGGUUGCUGGCCAAGGCGUUGAUUGAGGGCUACAACAUGAAGAUGUCGCUGGCGCUGCCUCUUAUCAAGCACAUUCUUGGCGUGCCCAUUUCGUUUUCGGACCUGGAGUUCCUCGAUGAAGAUCUGCACAAGAACGCAAUGUGGAUGAAGCAGAAUGACCACGCUGAGCUUCUCGCUAUCGAUUUUACGGUUCAGGUUAUCACUUCCGAGGGCAAGUCCCACACGGUGGAGCUGGUUCCAGACGGCGCUGGACGCGACGUGACCGAUGAGAACAAGAAGGAGUAUCUGGAGCUGCUGCUCAAGCACUAUAUGUUCGAGAGCAUUUCGGAGCAGUUGGGCGCGUUGCUCAUGGGUUUCUACGACGUUAUGCCGCAGUUCCUCAUCACGGUGUUCGAUUACCAGGAGUUCGACUUGCUGUUGUCUGGUGUUCCGGAGCUUGAUGUCAACGACUGGCAUACUCACAGCGAGGUUCGCUGGAUAAAGCUUGAGAAGCCGACUCCUGUCGAGCAUCGCGUACUCAAGUGGUUCUGGGAAUGCAUGAACGAGUUCACGAGCGAGGAGCGCGCUCGCCUGCUGCAGUUCGCCACCGGCACGUCUCGAGUCCCGGUUCAGGGUUUCAAGGCGCUCAUGAGCAGUGACGGCCGUGUCCGUCGAUUCACUAUUCAGUUCGUGCAGCGUGGAGCACCGCCCACGGGUCUCAUGCCGAAGGGCCACACGUGCUUCAACCGCAUCGACCUGCCGCUCUACCACACCAAGGAAGAGAUGAUCAACUAUCUGACGCUUGUGAUGAACAUGGAGAUCUCGGGCUUCUGGAUGGAGUAG